AUGAUGACCAGGUGGGCAAUGGUGAUGUUCAUGGUCCUGAUGUUGGGUAGGGUCCUGUUUGUCCCAGGGACCCCCAUCCCCACCUUCCAGCUCCUUUCUCAGAAAUAUCUGGAGACAACUCCCUGCUCUGUGGCUCCAGAGAGCCCUUCAGCCACUGCCACAGGGCCCUCAGCUUCCUGGAGCAACUCUAAAGCCAACCCUCACCGGGACACACAGAUCACACUCUCACUGGAUGUCCCCAUUGGCCUCCUGCGGAUCUUACUGGAGCAGGCCCGGAACAAGGCUGCCAGGGAUCAGGCUGCCACCAAUGCCCGAAUACUAGCCCGUGUUGGCCGCCGCUGA
This is a messenger RNA of Psammomys obesus (fat sand rat), 342 nucleotides long. It is a transcript of the gene Ucn2, whose product is annotated as urocortin 2. Bases 1 to 342 code for a protein of 113 amino acids. Gene Ontology annotation, molecular function: hormone activity; corticotropin-releasing hormone receptor 2 binding. Lineage: Eukaryota; Metazoa; Chordata; Mammalia; Rodentia; Muridae. The record is from RefSeq and is a predicted model, not a curated record. Gene Ontology annotation, biological process: hormone-mediated signaling pathway; cellular response to nutrient levels; adenylate cyclase-activating G protein-coupled receptor signaling pathway. Gene Ontology annotation, cellular component: extracellular region. The transcript has a single exon.